Adineta steineri is the source of this 1425-nucleotide messenger RNA. The record is from the annotation of a GenBank genome assembly. NCBI's taxonomy places the organism in Eukaryota, Metazoa, Rotifera, Eurotatoria, Adinetida, Adinetidae.
AUGGAUUUAUCUGACGAAAUACUUCUGAUUAUUUUUGAGGAAUUGGAUAAUGUUGAAAUGCUCAAUUCUUUAAUGGGUACUAACACACGACUUGAUAGAGUUCUACGACAUCCAAUUUUUACUAGUCAUUUAACGUUAAUGAAAUCGUCAUCAAAUGGACUUUCCCAUCCAUUGGAUGAUAUUAUGGUUGAUCGAUUUUGUUCUCAAAUAUUGCCUCAAAUUCAUCAUAAUAUCAAAUGGCUCAAUCUCGAAUCAUUAUCUAUGGAGCGUGUUCUUCUUGCGUCUGAUUAUCCUAAUUUAUUUGGAUUGGGUCUUUACGAAAUUAAUUAUGAUGCCGCUCUACGUCACUUUAGUGGUAUUGAUAUUGAACGUUUGAAUGUUUCUAUACCUACCAAUUUUUCUUCUUCAACUCUGGUGGAAUUGCAUAGAAAUGUGGCUCGUUUCGGCGAUUGUCUUUAUUUACUCGAUGGUCGUUUCAAUCAACUUCGUUCAUUUUAUGUUAGAAUUUGUAUAAUUUCCAGCCAUCUAAUUUAUCCAUCGUCAAUAACUGAUAAUAAAAAAGAGUUGGUUAAUUUGAAAUGUUUUUCAUUGAUUUCUAAUUGUGGAACAAGUGAUUAUGAUGAAUUAAUCUUGCUACUUUUACAUCGAAUAUCAAAUCUUGAAAAACUAACUUUAUAUGUUUUGCUCGAUCGUUACACAUCAUUUAUCGAUGGUAAUCAUUUUCAACAAGACAUUAUCAACCAAUUACCACGAUUAAAUAAAUUCUUAUUUAAUAUUUAUUCAUUCAUAAACAUUACCGAUUUAUUGUAUCAACCAACAAAUGAAGAUAUUCAAUCUACAUUCAAAAAUUUCAAUGACUGUAAAAUAAGUUCUGCUGUGGAUUAUUUUCCAAAAGAAGGAAAUAGUCUAUGUCAUAUAUACUCACAUCCUUAUAGACUGAAGCAUUACCAUCAUAUAACAAAUAAUUUUCCAGGUGGAUUAUUCAACUAUGUUGAAGACAUAUCGUUAUUUGAUGAACGUCCUUUUGAACAUGAAUUUUUUAUUCGACUUACUAAGGUAUUUCCACUUCUAAAGAAAUUACGUGUAUCAAAUGAAGAACCACAAAAUUACAAAAAUUGUCAAAACUCUAAUAACGAUAAUCGGUAUUCGUCAAUCAUUGAGUAUCCUCAUCUUACUGACCUGUCUCUCACCUUUGUACAUGAAGAUUACGUUGAGCAAUUUCUUCUGGAUACAAAAGCAUGUCUAUUGAAUAAUAUUACGCUUCAAGUCGGCUAUGAAUGUCUACAAAGAGUGACACACAAUUUUACAAAUAACGCAACUCGAGUCAAUUGUGCUAAAUUAACAUGUCUUCUAAUUUCUCAAUGUUGGAGAUAUCCGAAACUUUGUGAUACCUAUUUUCCUCAUGUAAAAAACGUGUUUGGUUAA